GGCGCCUGCCCUGCCCCUUCGCUUGCAGAGGUCCGACUUCCUUUCCACGUGAUUCCUAGUGUCCUCUAGGACUUACCCAGCAGGCAAAGUGCCCGUCUCUCCAGAUCAAGAUGGCGACGCGAGUACCUACUGUAGCAUCAAGCCAAUGGCUCCAGAGUCUUCGAAAAUGGUAUUACAAUGCUGCAGGAUUCAACAAACUUGGUUUAAUGCGUGAUGACACACUUUAUGAAGAUGAAGAUGUUAAAGAGGCCAUAAGGAGGCUUCCAGAGAAUCUGUAUAAUGAUCGAAUGUUUCGUAUCAAGAGAGCUCUGGACCUGACCAUGAGGCAGCAGAUCUUGCCUAAAAACCAGUGGACAAAAUAUGAAGAGGACAAAUUAUACCUUCAACCAUAUCUGAAAGAGGUUAUACGUGAAAGAAAAGAGAAAGAAGAAUGGAAUAAGAAGUAAUCAUGUCAAAGGAAUCUAUUAAUAUUAAUCCUCAAAAUAUUUUUUAAAUAAGUAUGGUUGUGCAAAGUAUAAGGGUAGCUAACCAUUUAUAACUGUGUGCUACAAAUUAAUUUAAUUUAAAUAAAUGACUAUCAUAGGAACUUGUAAACUACAAAACUUUGCAUCACAAUAUCCUGAAAUUCACUGCAUUCACAUUAAAUUAGUGUUAUAUAA
Dromiciops gliroides (monito del monte) is the source of this 659-nucleotide messenger RNA. Its product is annotated as cytochrome b-c1 complex subunit 7. The coding region runs from base 111 to 446 and encodes 111 amino acids. Gene Ontology annotation, biological process: mitochondrial electron transport, ubiquinol to cytochrome c. The record is from RefSeq and is a predicted model, not a curated record. Lineage: Eukaryota; Metazoa; Chordata; Mammalia; Microbiotheria; Microbiotheriidae. The transcript has 4 exons.